AUGUUUCCACGUAUUUAUAAAGUGGAAAACUUUAGAUAAUAACAAGCCUUUCUUCAACAGAAAUUCCAUCAGAGCGACAAUUUACAUUUAUUUUUGGUUUUAGCAUUUGCAGUAAUUUUUCAAAUACUGGAAACUGUAUCCUGGACCCUGGUGUAUUUAAAAAACUGCUGGCUGCUGCUUGGAUUGUUUGUGUUCUGCUUUGGAGGACAGUUAGACGAUUCCAAAAAUGCACGUAUACUGAAGUUUGAUUACGACGACUCAGGCAAAGGACCAUACCGAUUUGGAUAUGAAACCAGCAACGGAAUCACUAGGGAAGAAAGUAGCGAAGUGCAUUAUCCAGGAACAAAACACGAAUUUCUUAAAGUGACAGGAAUGUUUGCUUAUCCAGGUCCAGACGGUGUUAUGUACGAAGUAAGAUACACCGCAGAUGAUCAAGGAUUCCAUCCAGAGGGUGAUCACAUUAAGGUACCGCCUUUUGUUCCAUGGGUUCACCACCAUUCCGAAGACGGUUCUGAAAACAACGACAUUCCUGACAGUGGUACUGGCGAACAAGUUAUAAACUUUGUACAAACGACUGCAAGGCCUAGCACCGAGUAUUUACCUUCUUCGACACCAACUAGUACUACUUAUUUGCCACCUACUAGUUCUACACCAGAAACUGAAUAUUCUAGUAGCAACGAUAUUACGAACGUAAAAUCGACUGGAAUUAAAUCUGGUAAUUUUGCUCAUUCCAAAGUAAUUCCAGACGGUUUUGGCAAACCUUCUAAUAUUGACUUAAAUUUAAUUAAUCCCAGAAUUAAUAAUAUUCUACCCUCAGAUAUAAAUAUUGCUGCUAAUAAUGCUCAAAUGCUUUUGAAAAAUUUAGCUACUUCACAACCUCAACCUAAUAUAUUAGACAAUUUAAAUUCUUCACCCUUAAUGGCAUUAGUUUCUAAUCCGCAGAUCUUAAAAGAUCUUUCACCAGGCAAUCCAAUUACCCCCGUCAUAAUUAUGCCAAAUAUGGUCUUAUCGACUAUUUCAAAUGAUUUUUCUAAUCAACAACUAAUAUCAGGUGAGCUAUUAUUGGAAGGUUUAAAAUCUGUCAAUGACGCUCACGCACAGGUACAGCCAAAAACUAACAUUUUGGAAAUUUUGAAAGCCUCUCCAAUUGCCAAUCCUCCUCCAAAUUCACAGGAACUCAAAGGCGAGAACAUCCUAGACCAACUUAGAACUGCUAGUGCUGUAAAUUCAAUGUGUUUACAAACAUUGGCUUGUAGAUAUACUGAGCCCAACUUGGGCUCUGAAGGCUCUGCUCCUGGAACCAAUAUUGUUUACUUGCCUCCCAGCACUGCUCGACCACAUGUAGAUGACUCGCUCGAAAAUAAUUUAUUGAGUACUCCAAAACCCAAUCCUGAGUUGUAUUUUCACUCGACAGCUGAAUCGCAGACUCAGUUAAGGUUUGCCACUCCAGCUCCACCGACAAUGAUGCGCAAGGCCAGCUCUAUGGAUUCUAAAAGUAGUAAAUUUACGGCUCCGAUAGUGGCUGCUAAAUAGAAUAUAUUUUAGUAAAAACGGGUGGUAUGUUUUAUCUAUUAUUUUCAUUGCACGUUAUGUAGUAAAUAUGACAGAUUUAUAGUUUUGUCUAAUAUUCCAAUAGUAUAGAAACUGUGAUGCAAAAUAUAGACACAACUAGAAAUAAACGGAAUGAAACUUAUUUUAUAACACAAGUGGAUUAAGAUAUUGUAUUUUUGUGUUAGGAUUGUUGUUUUUCUGCAGAUAAUUUUCUUAGCUCAGAUUUUAGUGAUAGAACAAUUCUUAUUGUAGGUUUUCUAGAGUGCAUAUAGAUCAAGUUUAUGUAUUUCAUUUCUAUCAUUCCUAAACAGUUAUUUUAUUAUUAUUAAUAUAGCUGCUUUUUAAGAAUUAUAUAGGUGAACCAAAUAAGAUCAUUUAUUCAAUUAAAGAAUGCAAAUUGGAAUAUCUUGCAACUUGCAAACAGCGAUGUUGAUAGCCUAUAUCCUAAGCAGAUAUACAAUGCAAGAAGAAAACAUAUUUUCAUUUCAACACGCUAAUAAUCAAAUAAAAAAAUUGGAGUGAAGAUUCGCUGGUCCCUUAAGUCCAAUAGCAAAUAAGCUAAAAAGAGAUGCCACUGAUAAAAAGAGUAGCCUUCCAAAAAAAAUCAAUCUGUUUGAAGUGGAUUAUUUAGCGUCGACUUUGCUAUAUAGAAAUUAUUUUUUGUCGUCGUAUUGAACAACGCUUGAACAUCUCAUAUAUUAGAUAAUUUUGUUCUCCUUCAUUUACCUCGACACCCAUGGAAUAUAUAGACCACAAUAUUUUUGUGGCUAAGUAGUGACACUACGUUUAGACAAUCAGUUCAUUUAUAUUAAUUAGUUUUUGUUAUUAUUAUUUUAAAGAUACAUGUUGUUAAGGUAGAAUUAAUAGAGUAACAAAAUUAUUUCUAUAAAAAUAAUUAUGUUUCCAUUUCACCCGAUUGCCCAGUUUGUGCUUACAAGUCCUAACACAACAUAUAUUUGUUACAUUAUUUUCACUCUAAUGUUAAAGAUAAGGCUAAAAGCAUGACAGAUUAAAGAUUGGAUUCAACCACCCAAUAGAAGACGACCAAAAAACCUGUACUGUACCUCUCAAAUCAGGGAGAAAAUAGUAUCGACUUCUCCCCACUCUUUUACUAUUAAUUUAAGAGAUCUAAACUUCGAAGAAAGCCUUUUAUUCGUUAAAAAGUUAGUUUUGUUAGCUGAUCAGUUUUCAAGAAAAUACUCUACUAAAUAUUUAUUGCAUUUACGUAAAACUAUCUUUGAUCGUGCAUUUCCUAUGCAUUUCUGAAAAAUGUAGCUGUAAUUCAGUAGCUUUGUUAAUUUUCUUUAUAACUUAUGAAGAUAUUUGGACAAAAACUAUCUAGUUUGUAAGCAAAAGGUUUUAAUAUUAUUCGUUUUUGCCUUUUACCUAAAAUAAAUUACAAGUAAAGCUACCCUUAGCUUUUUAGCAAGACUUUCAGCCAUUUCUUUUCUUUUUUUUUAUUGCUUUGUCUCCCAACAUACUUUAUUGAAUUGACUCACGAUUUUUUUGCAGUACAAAUCUGUCACGAAUACAGAAGUUAUCGAAUUUUGACUUUUAUCUACCACAAUAAAUAUUAAGGGCAAAUUAAGGCAGUUUCUGAGUCUAUAGCUACUUGUUCCCUGUGAAAUGUUGCAUAAGUAUUUCCUUGUGCUCCUUAUUGUCUAAUAUUAGGAUAAAUAAUUCCUUCUCCCACUAUUUCGCAAACUUUGUCUCAUUAAUGUAAUAGAAGAAAACUCUUCUUGUUAUGUGACAGCUAGAUAAAUAAAAUGGAUCUUUUACUUUUAGUUUAAUAUGCAAUGUUUAUGAACAUAAAUUUACUGAUUAUUCGUAUAUAUCCUUAACUAAUUCGCACUACGGAAACUAUGAAGUGUUGCUAUGUUUAUAGCGACAAUUUUUUUUUUAAUAAUAAUGUGCAAUGAAAGUUGUAGGAAAAUAAUUGUACUUUAACUGAGGAUGUAACUUAUUUGUGAUAUUAUAAAUAGGUAGUUAAUAGUUUGGGUAUUAAUAUCCAUGUAAAUGAUUUGGUGGUAGCUAACAAAAUGAGUGUUAAAAAAUAUAAUCCAGUUUUAGCAUGAUUUUAAAACUUUUAUUGUUAUGUUACAUUGUUAUUUCGAAUUUUAAUAAAUUUAUUUUUAUAU
Messenger RNA from Diabrotica balteata, 3689 nucleotides. The record is from the annotation of a GenBank genome assembly. NCBI's taxonomy places the organism in Eukaryota, Metazoa, Arthropoda, Insecta, Coleoptera, Chrysomelidae.